UCUGAGCUGCACACGCCGCCGGGGGUGUCACAUGAUGCGGCCGGUGACGUCACACAGGUUGAAAGAACAACACUUGGAGACCGGGAACCUGUCAGCUGCACGGAGGUCUAAUCAUUUGAAUUCCCAGCUGUCAGAGGUCUCUGCACGUUCCAGAGAUUCCGUGAUGUAGCUGGAAAUGAUAGCAGCAGCCUGAUUCCUUCCUGUGUUAUAUGACUGUAGCUGAGAUUUGCUGGCAGAAGAACCCACGUGAGCUGAUGAACAAGGAGGUUCCCGUCCAGACCUGGCUAUGUUCCUACUACCUAAGCAGUGAAAGGCGAUGGGUUCCCGGCAGGCUUUCCCUGACUCCUUCUCACCUCAGGUUCAGGUCUGACAACACAGAUGACUACUUGGUCAGCUUCCACCUGUCCAGCAUCAAUGAGAUCAAGAAGGAGUCUUCCAGCUACAUCUUCAGCUCCAUCACCAUACUGGAGAAGGACCAAGCCAAGCAUUGGUUUAGCUCCCUGCAACCCAACAGGAAUGUGGUCUUCACUGUGCUGGAGCACUUCUGGAGAGAGCAGCUACUUGCUCCUGGAAGAGAACAGGGAGUAUCUUCUAAAACAUCGACAGGGAAGAAACUCAUCGGCAUUAUUUCUGGGUCCCAGAAACGCAUGGAAGAUACCACCAGGGUGCUUCACCACCAGGGGGAGCAGUUUGACAACAUCAUGAGAGGCUUGAACAAGAUAGAGGGUGACAUGGCGACCUCAGACAGGAUUUUAUCUGUUCUGGAAUCUCCGGCCUGGUGGCCGUUUAGCGGCAGUCCAUGGAAGAGAUCCGCAGGCGCCCAGUCCACGGAAUGCCCUUCCGGUACCCAGAACUGCGGUAAGGAAGGCGUCAUCGUGGUAAUACCGAUUGUCUUCUGCCACUAUCCUGACCACAAUCUCAAGCUCGGCAAGCUGACCGUCCUCUUAUCUGCCCUGGAGAUCUCCGGCUGCAAUUUCCAGUUACUCCACCGAUACGAGCGGCAGGACGUGGACGACAUCAAAGUCUUCACAGGACAUGAGAUGAGCAUCCGGCAAAGGUUUAUCGGGAAGCCGGACAUCACGUACCGGAUAAUAUCUGCCAAGCUGCCGGACGUUCUCCCCAUCUUGGAAAUGCAAUACAGGAAGAAAAUAGAAUUCUUAGAGGAAGCGCUGAUGUUUAGUGAGAAGUGGCGAGCUUCCCCCUCUGACCGCGCCAGUCCCGGGUGGCAGACAGAAUCCUUGUUUCUUGAUACAAUUGUGAAAUCUGGACCCUGCCUGGAAGGAGACACUGAGGCCAUGAUUCAGGAGCAGGAGGUCUCCGAGUCAGAGGCUCGGGAGCUCAGGAAGAUAUUGAUGAAGCUGAAGAGCAUUGCAUUGGACGCAGAGAGCGAGCUGGAGCGCCAGGAUGAAGCGCUGGACGAGAUCAGCUCCUCUGCCGACAGAGCCGUACUCCAGAUCAACAAACAGACCCGCAGGAUGAGGAAGCUGCUAUAGAACUGCAGGGGGGUGGUGGUGGGGGGGUAAUGUUGUCCUGCCCCCGCAUCGAAGGAUGAUAUUUAUGUUUGCAUACAAUGACAAUUGGUUGUCGCCGUUUACAGCUGACAUUCAUGGUAAUGCCGGGCACGGUUAUUACCUGUAAUCUACGUUGUAUAUACAAUGAGUCCUGUAGAUAAAGGGAAAGUUACUUACCUGUAUGAUUCAUGGAAUGGCCAUUCUGAAUGUGUGAUUUACUGUAUAACUAUUUAUAUGUAGAUGUAAUGAGAGUGUAUGAGACGUAAUAUUGGUCAUGCUGAAUUAAUGGAGAUUAUCGCCUCAAUUCUGUCCAAGUUCUGCAUUCUAUUCCUGACUUAUGCAACUGAAAUCUGUAUCUCUCUCCCCCUCUCCCCUCCCUCACCCCUCUCCCAUCUUUCUCUCCCCCUCCUAUCUCUCUAUCCCUCUCUCUCUAAUCUCUGUAAAGCGCUGCAGAAUGUGUGUGCGCCAUAUAAAUGUUUUUAAAUAAAAUAUAGAUACAUAAUGUGGGAAGAGAUGGUUUGCUCUCAGAAUAUGAACUAGAGGGGAGCAUUAGGAGUCCCUGCUGUGCUAUUUUGAAAGUGCAUUUGCCAAUUGUAACAAGUAUCAUCCUGCACUGCAGGUUUUCAUGCUCUCCCCAAACAUGCAUGCGUGACUACCGCUGAAAGAUCUCAGCCUGCCCAGUACAGAUUCUAUCCUGUGGCUCUGGAUUGCAGAGGAAAUGAGAAUGCUAAAUAAACCGCAUGCCAUGUUUUCCUAAAA
Pseudophryne corroboree (corroboree frog) is the source of this 2270-nucleotide messenger RNA. It is a transcript of the gene SNAP47, whose product is annotated as synaptosome associated protein 47. Gene Ontology annotation, biological process: synaptic vesicle priming; exocytosis; synaptic vesicle fusion to presynaptic active zone membrane. NCBI's taxonomy places the organism in Eukaryota, Metazoa, Chordata, Amphibia, Anura, Myobatrachidae. Gene Ontology annotation, molecular function: SNAP receptor activity; syntaxin binding. Gene Ontology annotation, cellular component: SNARE complex; plasma membrane. Bases 210 to 1493 code for a protein of 427 amino acids. The record is from RefSeq and is a predicted model, not a curated record. The transcript has 6 exons.